AUGAUCAGGUACGAAGCAGAGUUGUUUGCGAAGGUUCUUGAAGAUAUUUUGUGUAAAGUGAACGUAGUGGGGAUAGAUUCUUACACAAAAAAGAUUAAAGAUUUAUUAAAGCUUGGAACAACCGAAGUCCGUACCGUGGGCAUCUAUGGGAAGGCUGGAAUGGGUAAAACAACCUUAGCAAAGGUCGUCUAUAAACAAAUCUGUGAUAGAUUUGAAGGCAGUAGUUUUCUUUCAGACAUUGAAGAAAUUUCAAAACAGCCUGAUGGUUUAGUUCGUUUACAGAAACAUCUUCUUCGUGAUAUCUUGAAAAUGGAGAAUUUGAAGAUCGACAACAUUCUUGGAGGAAUCAACUUGAUUAAAGAAAGUUUGCGAGGCAAAAAAGUUCUUGUUGUUCUUGAUAAGGUGAAUCACAUGAAACAACUACAUGCAUUAGCUGGAAAUUCUGAAUGGCUUGGUCCAGGAAGUAGAACUCUUGCAACAACUAGAGAUGAACCAUUGCUAACUCGACUCGGCGUGCAUGGAAAAUUUCAGGCUGAAGAAUUGAAUUACUGGGAGUCUUUUCAACUUUUCAAUUGGUAUGCCUUCGGGAUGGUUGAUGCAAGAGAAGGUUACCUAGAGGUUUCUAUUCGUGCGGUGGAGCACGCUGGUGGAGUUCCUUUAGCACUUAAGGCUUUGGGUUCUUUUCUACGAGGAAGAAGUAUUGAUGUAUGGAAAAGAGUACUAGAAUAUUUAGAGAAAAAGUCGUCACAAGGAGAUCCAGAAAAUACUUGGGCUGAGCUUGCAAGUUUUGAUUCCAGAUAUGGGAAAGAGAUAUAG
Molecule: messenger RNA, 816 nt
Organism: Juglans regia (Persian walnut)
Lineage: Eukaryota; Viridiplantae; Streptophyta; Magnoliopsida; Fagales; Juglandaceae
Product: disease resistance protein RPV1-like
Exons: 1
Coding region: 1-816 (271 amino acids)
Biological process (GO): defense response
Molecular function (GO): ADP binding
Source: RefSeq, a predicted model, not a curated record